Messenger RNA from Chara braunii, 4389 nucleotides. Lineage: Eukaryota; Viridiplantae; Streptophyta; Charophyceae; Charales; Characeae. The record is from the annotation of a GenBank genome assembly.
UCUCCCUUGUCCCCAGCUUCGCCACGAGGAGGCCAUCGUGAAGAGCCUUCCCCGUUCAUCGACUGCUCAUCCCUGCACUCCCCAGCUUGGAGGUACGGUCUCCACUGAGGCUGCCUCUUCGAGGUUUCUUGAGCGUCCGCCGGUCUUCCGGGGGGGACCGAAACUGGUCCUCCUUCAGAAUCUUUGUUCGGCGGAUCUGUCGUCUGCAAUCGGGCAGAUCGGGCACGUCCGCAGUGUCUAGAUUGCUCCCAAGAAGUAGGUUUGGCACUUCCGGGCGCGGGUGUUGGAGCGUGAGCAGCCAUGAAGGGCAUAGCGGGAGCUUUCACUUCGACAUUGUCGACUGCCGCCGGCACCGCUUUAACGGCGGGAUCUUUGGUCGCAGGAGCGGGGGCGAAAGUGCAGGGAAUAAUCCUUCCCUCAGCCAAGAAGCAUGGAGUGAAGCGGGCCAAGGUUCGAAUCACGAUGGGAGACAACGUGAACGACGGCAUGCUCGGCAAAGCGAGGAUCGUCAUCGUCGGGGAYGGCAAGGAGAUUCCGGACGGCCCUCGCGCCCCCGCAGGUUCGACGGKCGACAAGGACGGCUUCGAUCUUGGGUACGUGAUGUGGAAGUACGGCAGCACGGUGUCGGCGACCAUCGACGACCUGCCCGAGAACGURAAUCCGACGGUGAUCCUGCUUUACAACGACUCKAGCAACGGCAAGUGGUACGUGAAGAAGGUGGAGAUCGAGACGACAUCUUACGCAGCCGACGGCGGAGGCGAGAACGGCACGGUGAAGAAGUACGUGUUCCCCUGUUUCUCGUUCGUCCCGAACUCAAGCGGAGGGCGCGUCAUCUUCGAGGGCAACUCCCGGCUCCCGUGGCAGACUCCUGCGAGGAUCAACGAGCUGUACCGCGUGGCGGCGCUCCAGAAGCAGCAGGAGGUCUACAAGUUCGACGUGUACAACGAUCUGAGCAGUCCAGCGAACCUUGUCGAUCGCGGCAGCGCGAACUUCCGACCCACGCUCCACCCGUAUCCGAAGCGACAGUCGUCGAGCAUCUCCGGCAAGAGCGUAGGCAUUCCCAUCGACGACGACUUCGACUUCUCGAAGACGUACGACUUCAUAUCCGAGGCAGUGAAAGCCACGGCGAAGUCGCUGAUCGCGGAUCCUCUGACGUUUCAGAGUAACCGGCCGUGGAAGAGUGUGAGCGCGAUGACCAGUGCGCUCUUCGGAGGGCUCAUGGGCCUGCGCAAGCCCGCCGUGCUGAGCUCGGGAGUCGACUGGAAGUCCGACAAGGAGUUCGGCAGGCAGACGCUCGCGGGGGUUAACCCCAUGGAGAUACAACUACUCCGCGCCUUGCCCCAAGGUUUCAGCGUCUCCGACGCCGACCUGGGGAAUGCGCUGCCGGCCGGACUCACUCUCGCCGCCGCGCUGGGCGCUGAACGCGUCUUCAUCCUGGACUACAGCUUGCUCGAGACGUUCAGGCCCAUCGUCAACCGCCCUCCUGCGGAUGGAAAGCCGUCCAAGUACCUCUAUGCUCCGCGCUGCCUGCUGCUGCGCGACGAUGAGGGGAACGUGAUCCCCAUUGCCGUGGAGCUGGAGAGAGGGGGGAAGGUGUACACGCGCGCGAGAGACACGAGCGUCGGGAACUGGCAGUGGACUCUGGCCAAGGCCUACGUGGCGACGGCGGACAGCAUCGUCCACCAGGUGACCAGACACUGGCUCGAGUGCCACGCCAUCGGGGAGGURUACCUGGUUUCUCUCCGCAGGAGAGUGUCGGAAUGGCAUCCCCUCUUCAAGCUGCUCAUCCCCCAUUUCCGGUUCACGAUGAGCAUCAACUACAGGGCGCGCACGAAUCUGAUCAACGCCGACGGGAUCAUCGAGUCCAACUUCACCCUGGGGCCCAAGUGCAUGGCGCUUUCCCAGGAGAUGUUCAAGUCCUGGACGUUCCGGUGCCAGGCCCUGCCGGACAACUUGAAGAAGAGGGGAGUUUACGACAAGGCCGUCCUCCCCUACUUUCCUUACCGAGACGCAGGGAUGCUGAUCUGGAACGCGAUCUGCAAGUACGUGCGCGCUUACCUGAAGAUUUACUACGGGGAAGGGGCGGCGGCCAGCGCUGCCAUCGCCCAGGACGCCGAACUCGCGGCCUGGUGGGAAGAUGUCAAGUAUGGCAACUCCAAAUCGGAGUUCGCGGCAGAUGAGCGSGAGGAGUGGCCGGCUAUGGAGACUCUGGAGGAUCUGGUGUUCGUCUGCACCACGAUGAUAUGGAACGCCAGCGCGCAGCACUCGGCCAUCAACUUCAGCCAGUACGACUUCUCAGCGUUCGCACCGAAUCAUCCGACGUACCUGAGGAGGCCAAUGCCAGAGGAAGUCGAUGAGAAGACCUUCAUGGAGACCCUGCCUCUGCCGCGCGACCAGCUCUCGGCGCUGGUCGUCGUGGAUUUGCUGUCCAGGUUCUCGGACGACGAGGAAUACAUCGGCAGGCUGGAUCAGAGCGCAUUCGGGUGGCUCGUGGAUCCUGCAGCUCAGCAGGCGUACAAGCAGUUCGCCGACGAUCUCGACGACGUGCAGGAAGCCGUCAAGCGGAUGAACGAAGACAACAAGGCCAAGGGUCGCCUGCCGUACAUCUAUUUGUUUCCUCGGACCAAUCGCGACGAAUUCUACGCAUUCCAAAGCACUCCCAACGGCAAUCAGGGCAUCCCGAACAGCGUGUCCAUCUAGGUAGGUAGGUCAUCAAACGUGAGUGACUCCACAAGUCGUUUCGUUUGUGGGUGUUUCUUCAAAACAACUUUUUUUUUCAGUUCGUUUUCGUGACGUCGACAGAAUUGUUACGGACUUGGUAGUUUUUUAAUGUCGUUUCGUUUGUUUUUUUAAGGUCGGUUUAGGCACCUGCCCGGAGGGAAUCUCUCGCGGUAGCUAUCGCAAUAAGGAAAAAGUAGUUUUUUUAACGGAUAUGGAGCGAGGGAGGUGGGCUGGGUGGGCGAGAAAGGAGGAGUUUCUUGCUGACGGUUAAAAGUUUAUUAGAGAGAAAGAGGUGUGUUGCAUCGUGAGUUGGGAUGCCAUGCUUGUGCGUUGCUUUCCUGAUAGGUAGAUCAUUGUAAGAAGGAGAUUCUUCGGUAUAGAAAUCAGAGAGGAGGGAGAACCGGAGAGGGUACAGGACUGCAGGAGUAAUGCUUGGCAUUUGUCGUGAAUCUAUUUAUGUUCGAUACGCAUCCGUCGGGCGCUUCGAUCGUUUUUCUUCAGUUGUUAUCACGAUGGCGGUUUGCCUUGCCCGAUGCUCUUCUCAUUGUAUGAUGCUGGGAGUCUCAAGUUGCUGGCUGGCAAGAGAUUACACAGAUCGAUGAUGGCCGGCUUGGAAAUCGAUCUUGUGCACGACCGGAUAAUUCUUGUUGAAAGCUCAACUUCGAGAUCCUCUUUGUGGUUGGUAGGUUAGGGUUUAGGGUUCAUCAUACUCCGCCGAUUAUUCGUAGGGAGUCGUGAGAUGAUUUGGCCUUUUUGGACGUCCCACCUUUUCUUUCGCCUGUCUUCGGAAGGCACAGAGUGUUAUGGCGGUUUUGGUGACGGCCACAAAUGGGGCACAACAAAGGGUUCUUUACAGAACAAGUGCUCUAAGACUCCCCCCCCCCCAAUCUAGUUGAACUAGAAAUCAAGUCUUCCCGGCUCUUUUUAUUAUUAUUGCUCCAGCCAUUUCAUUUGGUUUAGACUCUGCUCAAACGUCCCAUUUCAAGGUCGUUUUCUGCGUGGAAGAGUGUCCGUUGCAACCGGAGGGCAUUUUCGGGACGGAAUCUUGGAGCCUGGUGAAAGGAUGUGGGAUUCGAACCUUUGGCAGUUUUUUAUCAGGCGUUUUUUACUUCACGUAAUUGCCCGAAUUUCUUUGGUGGUUGGUUUCGCACGUUGAGACCCUUCCAUCAUGUGGGCGCUUUUGGAAGGUUUUCUGACACGUUUUUCAAUAGUGAGCGGCUGCUGCAUGAAGGGCGAAUUGUCCCAAGGGCGACUUUUGAGGAUAUAUUUUGUUGCCUCCUUUUUCCCAAGGUCCAUUUUUUGUGGAUUUAUCUUGUUGUGUCCUUUUUUCCAAAGGCGAAUUUGGAACUUUGAAGACUAUACGAAAGGCAGAUGUAAGGACUUGGCUUUGACUUUUUUGAAGGAACUAAAACAGCACGCAAUGGCGCUUCUACUUUCUUCCAGACUCGGUGCAUCCCACCUCGAACUGCUCCCGUUACAACAUCUCGGUUUUGCCCAACAAGGCCGCUCUCUGUUUUUGAUUAAAGAUGCCUUGCUGAGACCUGUGUCGACUCUUGAAAUUCUGCUUUCAGAAUACGGAAAAUGCAUGGGGAUUGUGCGCGCUUUAGUAAGAGCGCUAGGAAUUUGGCUCGGCAGUUAAAAAUUCCGAAAUAAAUGGAACCCGACGUG